This is a messenger RNA of Ichthyophthirius multifiliis, 699 nucleotides long. RefSeq names its product phosphoinositide-3-kinase subunit, putative. The transcript has a single exon. Gene Ontology annotation, cellular component: membrane; phagophore assembly site; endosome. Gene Ontology annotation, biological process: phosphatidylinositol-mediated signaling; autophagosome assembly; autophagy of peroxisome. The record is from RefSeq and is a predicted model, not a curated record. Gene Ontology annotation, molecular function: 1-phosphatidylinositol-3-kinase activity. NCBI's taxonomy places the organism in Eukaryota, Ciliophora, Oligohymenophorea, Hymenostomatida.
AUGAAAGAAGAAGUCAAUUUCGACUACUAACUAACCCCAUAUAAAAUACAAGGUUUAACUAAGAAUAGCGGAUUUGUCGAAUUCGUUGAAGAUUCGAAAACAAUUAGAGAGAUACUAGAAAAGGAAAAAUCCAUUGAAAACUAUUUUAAGAAAAAAUGCCAAAAUAAUAUAGAAAAAGAAAAUUAAAUAAUUAGAAAAUAUAUGUGUUCUUGUGCAGGAUAUUGUGUAAUUACUUAUCUUUUGGGAAUUGGAGAUAGACAUUUAGACAAUUUAAUGGUUAGUUCAGAAGGUAAAAUGUUCCAUAUUGACUUCGGUUAUAUUUUAGGAAAUGAUUGUAAACUUUUUCCCUCUGAAAUUAAAAUAACUGAAGAUAUGAUUAAACCUUUUAGGUCAAAAAAUUAAAGAGGAGAAAAUAAUUAUAUUCUCUUUGUUUAAAAAUGUGUUAAUUUAUAUAAUUAUCUAAGAAAUAAUUCCUAAUAAUUUAUUAAUUUGUUACUUGUUUUUUAAGAUUCGGAUCUUUCCUUUGCUUAAUAAGAAUUUCAAAAAAGAAUAAAAGAACUUUUAUAGAAAUUUAAGCUUGAUCUCACAGAAUAGGAAGCUGCCAAACAUUUUUUUGGGGUUAUUAAUGAAAGUUUAAAUGCAAUAUGGCCUGCAGUUAACGAUUAUUUUCAUAAUUUAGCUAUAAAAUGGAAAAGUUGA